This is a messenger RNA of Diabrotica virgifera virgifera (western corn rootworm), 7180 nucleotides long. RefSeq names its product protein hunchback (gene hb). Gene Ontology annotation, biological process: regulation of transcription by RNA polymerase II. The transcript has 3 exons. Gene Ontology annotation, molecular function: DNA-binding transcription factor activity; RNA polymerase II cis-regulatory region sequence-specific DNA binding. The record is from RefSeq and is a predicted model, not a curated record. The coding region runs from base 149 to 1870 and encodes 573 amino acids. Lineage: Eukaryota; Metazoa; Arthropoda; Insecta; Coleoptera; Chrysomelidae.
GAGAGAAAAUUUACUGAAUUCAGUCUUGCUAGCGAGUUAGAUAGUGGUGGUCACAUGACAUUGUUAUCAGUGAUUUUAAUACGUGUUUUUGAGGAAUGAAAAUAAUAGUUGGAUUAUUUCUAAUACAGACUUUGAUUCUUACCGUGAAAUGAGAGGAGGUGUUUCUGACGAUAUGACUUCAACUUGCGUUCAAGGAGGAAUUAGACCAAUUGGACGAUAUCAACCAAACAUGCUUAUGGAACCAUCGUCUCCUCAAUCUGCCUGGCAGUUUCACCCAGCCAUGCCGAAACGAGAACCCGUCGAUCAUGAUGGCAGAAAUGACUCCGGCUUAGCAUCUGGAGGUGAAUUUAUUUCAUCUUCACCAGGAAGUGACAAUAGUGAACACUUCAGCGCUUCCUAUUCAUCUCCAACCAGUUGCCAUACAGUAAUUUCUACUAAUACUUAUUAUCCCACCAAUCUAAGAAGACCUUCACAGGCGCAGACGAGUAUUCCAACGCACAUGAUGUACACCGGCGAUCACAACCCCUUAACUCCCCCGAAUUCGGAACCUAUGAUUUCGCCCAAAAGCGUGUUAUCAAGAAACAACGAAGGUGAACAUCAAACUACUCUGACGCCUUGUGCGUCUCCUGAGGAUGCUUCUGUUGAUGCUACAGACAGCGUUAAUUGCGACGGUGCUUUAAAAAAAUUACAAGCGACUUUUGAAAAAAAUGCUUUUAGUGAAGGUUCUGGGGAUGACGAUACCAAAUCUGAUGGAGAGGCAGAAGAAUACGACGAACAAGGACUAAGAGUUCCAAAAGUUAACUCUCAUGGAAAAAUUAAAACUUUCAAGUGUAAGCAAUGUGAUUUUGUGGCCAUUACUAAACUAGUCUUCUGGGAACAUACCAAGUUACAUAUUAAAGCUGACAAACUCCUUAAAUGCCCCAAGUGUCCUUUUGUCACCGAAUAUAAGCACCAUUUAGAAUAUCACCUUAGAAAUCAUUAUGGUUCAAAACCAUUUAAAUGUAACCAGUGUAGUUACUCUUGUGUAAACAAAUCAAUGCUUAAUUCACAUUUAAAAUCUCACUCUAAUAUUUACCAAUACCGCUGUUCUGACUGCAGUUAUGCCACAAAAUAUUGUCAUUCGCUGAAAUUGCAUCUUAGAAAAUACUCGCACAAACCUGCUAUGGUACUAAACCCAGAUGGAACACCAAAUCCGUUGCCCAUAAUCGAUGUUUAUGGUACAAGGAGAGGACCAAAGAUGAAGUCAGAACAAAAAUCAUCUGAGGAAAUGUCUCCGAAACCCGAACAAGUUCUACCAUUCCCAUUUAACCAGUUUCUACCCCAAAUGCAGUUACCAUUCCCAGGAUUUCCAUUAUUUGGAGGUUUUCCAGGUGGCAUUCCAAAUCCUUUGUUAUUGCAAAACUUGGAAAAACUAGCCCGAGAAAGGCGUGAAUCCAUGAACUCUUCAGAACGUUUUUCUCCCGCACAAUCAGAACAAAUGGAUACCGAUGCAGGCGUUCUUGAUCUCAGUAAACCAGAUGACUCUUCCCAGACAAACCGACGAAAAGAUUCAGCUUACAAACUUUCAACUGGUGAUAAUUCUUCAGAUGAAGAAGACGAUGAGGCAACUACAACAAUGUUCGGUAAUGUUGAAGUUGUUGAAAAUAAAGAACUAGAAGAUACUUCAUCGGGGAAACAGACACCAACUAGUGCUAAAAAGGAUGACUACUCGUGCCAAUACUGUCAGAUAAAUUUCGGGGACCCCGUUUUGUAUACUAUGCAUAUGGGUUACCACGGAUACAAGAAUCCAUUUAUUUGCAACAUGUGCGGUGAGGAAUGUAAUGAUAAAGUGUCUUUCUUCUUGCACAUUGCACGAAAUCCUCAUUCUUAAAAAUAUCAAUAAGACUGAAUUCAAGGUUAGCAUUUUUAUAUAUUAUAUUCACACUGAAACUUUUUUAAUAUUCAAUAUUUGGUUGCGUAACAUUUACGCAUAUCUAUACUUUAUUUCACGUUAAAAACGGAACGUUUGGCUGUUGCAGAUCAGUGUUGCCAAAACUCUCAGGCACGUGUUGCUAUUAAACUGCCGAUAUACAAUAAUUCAUUCAAACGGCAUCGGCGCGCUUCUAUUUUCCAUAAGAAAUACUUAGCCCUAUCUACGCAAUGUUCCGUUCUUAACGUCUAUAGCGUUUUAUUUAUGCUUUUUAAAAAUUUACUUAUAUAGUGCUAUGUGAUCACCAGAAUAUUUUUACCUAAUCAAAAUAUGGAUUAUAGACCAGGGCGGAUCUGUGAAAAAGCGUCUAUUUUUGGAUGUGCGAGGUGGCAUUCGGAUUUUUGCAGAUAAAGUUAGGUGACAACUUCAACAAUAAUAAUUGACUUAUGCUCCUUCUCAAAGAUGCCCGAAACAUUAAUAAAAAAAUUAAAAUAUUUAAAAAUUUCGAAAAACAUCGAUUUUUUCCUAACUUCUUUGCUUAUAACUUUAAAACGAUUCAUUUUGGAACAAAUUCGUAGGGAAAUAAAAUAAAGAAUUAAAUUUUGAAUGAUAAAUGACUUGUUAAAAAUGCCUUAAACUAUUACCCUUUCUGCAAAAUAGCAAUAAAUACAAAAUAAGGGGGCAAAAUAAGCCUAUUUUUAUUCAAUGUUUUUCAACCACUUUGGUUGCACUUAGAACUUUCGUAAUUCGCUUAGAAAAUGCUUACAACAUACUUAAAUCGUUCACCAACAUAUUUUAUUAAAAUCGACAUGAUAGAUUUUGUAGAAUAAUUUUGCAAUCUAAAUUUUUUUAAAAAAGUUCAAAUUUUUUAAAAACUUUCUGAAUAAAAAGUAGACCAUUUAGACGUUUUCUAAUUUUUUUACAUAUAAACAGGCUCUCUACCUAUCUAAUACACUUUACAGAAUUAAAAUCAGAUUAUUUAAGCAGCCUCAGCACUGUUUUAAAGUUAUAAACAAUUUUUUGGCUUAUAAACAAAUACAGUGAGGACGUUUGAGUUGGCAUAAAUUCAUUUUCUCGAGAAUAGGCGUCUCUGGAGAUAAAUCCCGAAACAGGUCGAUUUUUAUUUUUAAAUUCUAAUUUUUUAGUAUAUAUAUCAUACUAGUGACGUCAUCCAUCUGGGCGUGAUGACGUAAUCGAUGAUUUUUUUAAAUGAGAAUAGGUGCCGUAUCAUAGCUCAAUCGGAAGGCUACUCAAUUUUGUAUUCACUAAUAUAAACAUUACCAUUAUCAUAAAUGAUUACAGGGUUUGAAUUAAAAAAAAAUAAUUAAAUUAAUUCCAAUACUUAGAUUACGUCAGCACACCCAGAUGAAUGACGCCACUAGUAUGAUAUUUAUGCCAAAAAAUUAUAAUUUAAAAAUAAAAAUCGAUCUGUUUCGGGAUUUAUCUCCAGAGUCGCCCAUUCUCAAGAAAAUGAAUUUAUUUCAACUCAAACGUCCUCACUGUAUUUGUUUAUAAGCCAAAACAUUAUCUAUAACUUUAAAACAGUGUUGAGGCCGCUUAAAUAAUCCGAUUUUAAUUCUGGAAAGGGUAUUAGAUAGGUAGAGAACCUCUUUAUAUGCAAAAAAAUAGCAAACUUCUAAAUGAUCUACUUUGUGUUCAGAAAGAUUUUAAAAAAUUUGAACUUUUUUAAAAAAAUUUAGAUUGCAAAAUUAUUAUGCAAAAUCUAUUAAGUCGAUUUUAAUGAAAUUUGGUGGACGAUUAAGUACGUUGUAAGGAUUUUCUAAGCAAAUUACGAAGGUUCUAAGUGCAACAAAAGUGGUUUAAAAACAUUGAAUAAAAACGGUCUUUUUUGCCCCCUUAUUUUCCAUUUAUUGCUAUUUUGAAGAAAGGGUAAUAAUUUAAGACAUUUUAAACCAGUUUUAUACUACACAAAAUUCAAUUAUCUUUAUUUUCGACUUUGUUCCAAAAUGAACCGUUUUAAAGUUAUAAGCAAUGAAAGUAGAAAAAAAUCGAUAUUUUUUGAAAUUUUUAAAUAUUUCAAUUUUUUUAUUAAUGUUCCGGGCAUAUUUGAAAAGGAGCAUAAGCCAAUUAUAAUUAUUGAAGUUCUUACCUAACUUUAUGUGCAAAAAUCUGAAUGUUACCUCUCACAUCCACCUCAAAACAGAUCCGCCCUGGUAUAUUUGCUAGUUUCGUCUGCUGAAUGAGAAUUGGAAGCUAUGUUAAAUACACAUUAAUUUCUUUUGUGGGCAUUUCAUUCUCCGUAUCUCACGAGUUCAUCCAUUUUCAUCAUUUAACUGUUGUAAUAUUAUUCCUGCUAUGAACAAUGUUAUUUUCAUAUGUUUCAUAUGCAGCUGAUCUCUCCUGUAUGAUUUUUAUAAAUCAUUUUAUCAAGGAUUUUCUUUAAUCAUUUCACUUUGAACGAAAGUUAAGACCCUAGACUGCGUAUCUUUUAAAUUCUUGUAACUGGGUUACUGUUUCACACCUGUCGGAAACUACAAACAAUACCUCGAAUAUUUUUAUUAAAUAAUUUCUGAACUAUCAAAAAAACAAGACUCUUAUUUUAAUGUACUAUUUUAUUUGGGAAUAAGCCACAAUUUUACUUUAAAAUAUGUUUAUUUAACGUUUCGAUUUCCACUUCGGAAAUCGUUUUCAAAAUAAACUUAGUUUAGAAAGGUAAAGGUUUCAAUCCUAAUAUCAACAUUAAUAAUAUUGAAAAAUAUUAAAAAUAUUACUAAAAGAUUUUUAAAUUGAAAACUUAUUGGUCCAUUUGCCUGGUGACACCUCCAAGGCUUCUACAAUAUGCAAGCCAGAUGGAUGCUGCAGUGAAGACGAAAGGGAAGGAAUUGUACACUCUGCAAUUCACAACCCCUGUCUGCAGCUUGGUAAAGUUCCAACGGAAAAUGGACCUAGUUACUCUAUAGAAGUAAUACUAAUAAAAAUAAAAAUGUAUGCCAUUUUUAUUCAGUUGCAAUGUGAAGGCAAAACAAUCUUAUUUUUCACUUAGAAUACGUAUUCGAGGUCCAGCACUCUGAACCGACGAUUUUCGACUCUUAUUGGAGUCAUCUUCGGAGAGGCGUAGGCCUGCUACUCCAUACUCGAAGUGACCAACCAUGAAAGCUUAUCCCCACAUUGCAACUGACGUGUAUGGAUUAGGUGACUAGCGUCAUCUGGCAAUUGAAAGGUAAAGUUUGGUAUACAUUUGGUAAAAAUGGUAUACAUUUUUAUUUUUAUUAGUAUUACUCCUAUAGAGUAACUAGGUACAUUUUCCGUUGGAACUUUACCAAGCUGCAGACGGGGGUUGUGAAUUGCAUAGUGUAGAAUUCCUUCCCUUUUGUCUUCAUUGCAGCAUCCAUCUGGCUUGCAUAUUGUAGAAGCCUUGGAAGUGUCACCAGGAAAAUGGACCAAUAAGUUUUCAAUUUAAAAAUCUUUUAGUAAUAUUUUUAAUAUUUUUCAAUAUUAUUAAUGUUGCUGUUAGGAUUGAAAACUUUACCUUUCAAUUGCCAGAUGACGCUAGUCACCUUAUCCAUACACUUCAGUUGCAAUGUGGGGAUAAGCUUUCAUGGUUGGUCACUUCGAGUAUGGAGCAGCAGGCCUACGCCUCUCUAAAGAUGUUUCCAAUAAGAGUCGAAAAUCGUCGGUUCAGAGUGCUGGACUGCGCUUCGUAUUCUAAGUGAAAAAUAAGAUUGUUUUGCGUUCACAUUGCAACUGAAUAAAAAUGGUAUACAUUUUUAUUUUUUUUUAACUUAGUUUAGUUUCGUAUACUAAAUUUUUAGAUGGAGUAUAUAAGCUGGCUUAUAUAAUUCAUUAUUCCAUUUGUAUGUUUCGUCUACAACAAUUAUAUCACAUAUGGAAGACUUCAAUAAAAAAAUCACUGCUUUUAUUACGUGUUUCGUUCUCCUAAUACUUCUAAAUAAUGCUGGAUCAUUUAGUUUUUGUCUUUCAAUGAGUGUUUUGUUGUUUUCUAAAUGUAGAGUGUAUUUUUAUCCUGUGACAUAUAGUAACUGAGAGAGUAUUUUCUAUACCUAAUUGUUAUAUUUUGGCCGAACCAAAGAUAGUGUCAUCAUAAUAUAAAGGUAAAAUCAGGUAGAAAAGAAUCAUACAAUUAUUGUCGUUUUUUUAUCAUGUACUUAUGUGCAUAUGGCAACUUUUGUUGAGCGGUUCCAUACAUAGGAAUAUUUAAGAUAGACAAAAAGUGCCUGUUUUAUAUUAAAUUUUAGGCAUUAUUCAUGUAGGCUAUAUCUAUUCAAUUUUUUUUUUCGUUGAUCUCUUUGCUGUUAAGAUUACUUUUUCAUUAUUCCUGUUCAAGUGCCAUAUUAUAUGCGGUAGUUAUUAAUGAUUGAACAUAAGGUGAUUUAUGUAUUUGAAAUCAAUGGCGGAUCGAGGACCGAUUUUCGGGGGGACCAUGAACUUUUUUGGGGAGGGGGACUGUGGGAAAAUUUUUAAAAAUUAGGAUUAAAAUGAUGAGUUUUAAGGCACUUUUGACACACUUGAAGACUGUCAAUGCGUAUUGUUAUUAAAGUAUUUUUAUUUGUCUAGCAACGAAAAAUCGAACAAAUUUUUUAAAUUCUCGGGGGCCCAUGGCACCCCUCUCUCGAUCCGCCCUUGUUUGAAAUAAUUAUUUCUCAUUAGUUGUGUAUUGGAAAGAAUUAUGUAAACUGUAUGUAAAAUAAUAUCUAUAUGUACUUUAAAAGAACGUUUGAAUGAGUAAUGUAGAGAUAGACGAAAAAGAUCAUUUUUAGUGCGAAUAUGAAAAGUUCUAAUGUGUUACCCCUCGUAAUAAUACUUUGUUAAAGAAUGCCAACCUUGAAAAACUAACCUUUUGAAUAUAUUGAUUAGCAUCUAGUCAACAGAUUUUUGUGUUUUACUUUUGUGCAAUUGUGCAAUUUAUUUCUAGUUUCAAUUUUCGGAAAUAUACGGGUAAAAGACUUGUAACAAUGUAGUGCCAUCUUGUAAAUUAUUUCUAUAUAUUAUUUGUAAAUUUUUACACAGCUAAAAUUCCAAAUAUUAUUUGUGAGCUAUUUUAAGUUGAGUGUAAAUUUUUUGUAUAUUUUAUGAUUUUAAUUUUGUCGAAUAUAGUUACCAAGCGAUAGCGCGAAAUAUAUUAUGUAUUUUGUAUAAACUUCGGGGCCAUAAUGAUUUAAGACUGAUAUGUAAAUAGUUUGUCUUUUUUAUUCUUAGUAUUAGCUAGAGCAACUGAUCAAAAGUAUGUAUUAUAUAAUGUGGGUAUUAUAGAUUACAGUUUGAAACAAAUAAAUUAUGUUUUUGAGAGAA